CACUCUAACACUAUCACGAUGUCUCAGGUCUAUAGACAUAUCACUAUCAGUCAGACAGUCAGUUUCCAAUGGAACAGUAGUCUGCACUUGUAUUAAUGUAAUGAAGAUAUCCUCUUCAUCAGUUGUUCUACUGUGCCUCCGUACUGAGCCCGAAUUAAUGCCAGAUUUGUCCCUGCGGUUCAAAUUAACCCUAAUUAAUCCCAUGGGGUCUUUACCUGACACAUCAGCUCCCAUCUGCUCAACGAAAGCCUUGGCUGUUUCCAUGGCAUCCCAGUUUGCGCAGAGCGUGCUGACCCUGGACUCCGAGGCUGUCGGGUCGCUGAAAGACGGCAUCAACUUCAAGAAGAGCCCUGUGGAUGGGAAGUGCUACAUCAUCUACAAGAGCAGCGAGGGUCAGCUGCGAGCAUGCAGGAACCAGUGCAAGCACCAAGGAGGCGUCUUCAUCAAGGACAUCGAGGACAUGGACGGCAGGACGGUCCGCUGUACUAAGCAUAACUGGAAACUCAACAUGGAGACCAUGCAGUACGUCAACCCCCCUGACAGCUUCAUGCAGGAUGAACUCGAGGUUGUGUGGGCAGAUGACCCUGAUGGUGGUCUGGACCUUGUGGAGCUGAAUCCUCCUGACCCCUGGCUCACAGACCCCAUGGAGGCACAGGAGCUGCAGCCCGGUGAAGUGACCUUGACGUAUCUCACUCAUGCGUGCAUGGAGCUGAAGUUGGGUGAGCGGAAGAUGAUGUUUGACCCCUGGCUGACGGGCCCGGCGUUUGCUCGUGGCUGGUGGCUGCUGCAUGAGCCUCCGCCCGACUCCCUGGACAGGCUCUGCAACGCUGACCUCAUCUACAUCAGCCACAUGCACUCAGACCACCUCAGUUACCCGACACUAAAGACCCUAUCUGAAAAGCGACCUGACCUACCCAUAUACGUGGGAGACACUUCUCGACCAGUGUUCUGGUAUCUGAAAAACAGCGGGCUGAACCUUACCAACAUCAUUGUGGUUCCUUUUGGUGUCUGGCAAAAUGUAGACAAACACCUCAGAUUCAUGAUUCUAAUGGAUGGUGUCCAUCCUGAAAUGGACACUUGUAUAAUUGUUGAAUUUAAAGGUCACAUGAUCUUGAACACGGUGGACUGCACACGGCCCAAUGGGGGUCGUCUGCCUCAUGGGGUGGACCUGAUGAUGAGUGACUUUGCUGGUGGAGCCUCUGGGUUUCCCAUGACCUUCUAUGGAGGGAAGUACACUGAGAGCUGGAAGGCGGACUUCAUCCGGACAGAGAGGAGGAAGCUGCUCCAUUAUAAGGCCCAGCUGGUGAAGUCACUGCAGCCCAAGAUCUACUGCCCAUUCGCUGGCUACUUCACAGAGGCACAUCCCAGUGACAAAUACAUUAAGGAGACCAACAUCAAAAACAGCCCAGAGGAUCUCAACGCUCAGAUCAGGAAGAGCAGUCCUGACAUCCUCACUUGGACUCCCAAACCUGGGGCUGUGCUGGAUCUGGGUGUAGCAUUGAAACACCCUUCCAGGAGUGCCAUAACAGACCCACCAGCUGGAACAAAGGUGUUUAAGGACAGCUGGGAGUUGGACUUGUAUGUGAGAGAGCUCAACGCUGCUAUUGGUGAUGACAUUUUUAAGCACAGAAGCUGGAUCCCAUUUUACUACAACUGGGCAGGCUUUAAAGACUACAACCUUGUCAUUCGGGUGAUUGAAACGGAUGACGAUUUUAACCCUGUCCCUGGGGGCUAUGACUACUUGGUGGAUUUUCUGGAUUUGUCCCUCCCCUCCAAGCGCCCAAACAGGGAGCACUCUUACCUAGAGAUGAAGAACAGGGUGGGAGUGAUGAGACACGUGGUGAAAACCGGUCUGUUGUGGGACGAUCUGUACAUCGGUUUCCAGAACCGCCUCAGCAGAGAUCCUGAUGUUUAUCACCACAGAUUUUGGAACCACUUCCAGGCAUGCCUGCCAACCUCCAGUCCUGAUUGGGCCUCCUUCCUUCAGCAGACGCUGGACGCAAACGAUCCUGAGGGUUCCACGUGUGUGAUGUCGUGAUGACCUCAGGGAUUGCUUCCUGAGAACCUCCGACAGAGUUCAAGCAGAGUAGACACAUCAGUUCAAAUUACAGAGGAAGGAACACAUCAACAACCUCAAAAGCUCAGAGCCUCAUCAUUCUAUUUGGUUGUUAAGUCGUGUUGUUAAGGAAUAAUGUACUGAUUAUUCUUUUUCCGUCCAAUCAGCUUAUCUACCUGGCCGAGGACUAACAACCAGUAUGGUUUUUGCUGCAUGAAAUGUAAUGAAAAAUAUUUGGGGGAAUUUUCACUUCCUGAACCAGGUUUCUGGGGCCUCAUUUAUACAAAUGUUGCGUAGAAACCAUCCUUCAUUUGAUCUUAGAUUAUUUCUGAAAUGAUCGCACGUGUGAUUCAGAGAAAACAAAGUACGCACAAAAAACGUAUAAAUCGCAAAUGAGUGUGAACUUGUGCGUAGCCGGAUGGUUUUACGUCUUGUAAACGCCCCCCCCCCCAUCAAUAUAAUUAGCAUAGACUUUAAUGAGAUCAAUGGCUGACCUACCUACAAAUAUAUAUGGAAAACAUUGUAAAGGCCUAGCGUAUACCAUCUGAUGUUAACCUAUAUUUAUGUGCUGUCAGUUAGAAUAACUAAUUAUAGUUUUUUUUUUUCAAGCAGCACUAUCUGGAAGGAGAUAUGCAUCCAUGUCCAUUGUCCUCUGCUUGCUUUCAUUCCUUCUGCCUAUUAAGUAGGCAAUGUGUGGCAAAUGUUGUGUUUACUUUGGUAAUAUACUUGAACAUGAACUAGUAGGCUACCUUAUGAAAGAAAGACCUCUACAUCAGAAUAAUGUACAGUAGGCCUACAUUAUGUUACAGUACGUUUCCAAUAUAACCCAGGGUAAGAUAUUGCUGAUGUAGCCAACAGCGGGCUAAAUUAUAAAUGUGAUAUGUCAUGUACUGUAGGCCUAACGUUUAUUUUAGUAUAGGCUAUGUUUUUGCGUACAGCAAAGUGUAGUAUAGAAGUAGUUCACCUUCAUUCAUUCUGAUCUUGGGCACUGCCAUCAGUCAUAGAGCAAACAGACUUGCGUUCUGUAACUCCUUGGGAAACUUGCCCACAAUUUUAUAUAUGAAGAGGAUAACUUCUGUCCCUUGGUGAUGUAUAGAUUAUGCAAAAUACCUUUCCAUAUAUAGCCCACAUUCAAAUAUUAUCUCUCAUAAAUGUCAUACAGUAUUUCCCUCUCCUAAAGAAGUGUAAAUGGACACUUUAUGGUCAAUAUUACAUUGAUGGGAAUAUGAAAUACUGUAUAUUAACUAGGCCUUCCUGUUUUUUAGAUGUUAUGAAAUAGAUAAGGUAUAGGCAGGAGUGUAGUGGUAAAAUAAGAAUUGAUCAUGAAUAUGGUAUAAAAGACAUUGUUGGUCUUCAUGGAAUUUUGAGAAUUCAUUUCAUUUGGACCUCAGAUUAUUUGCAGUACCCCGGCUUUACCACAAGGAAAUGGUCGUACAUCAGGUUGGAUCCUGACGUGGAGAUAAUAUAAGCACUUUUCCAUGUCAAAGACUGUUUUUUUUUAUAAAUCUGAGCGAUGGCAUGGAUUUGAGUGUACGGUGUUAGAUAAAAUCUGUGUGUAAGAAACGUUUUAUUAAUGAGGCCCCUGAUCUCUACAGAUGAUUAAAUGUUUGCCUUGAUCUGAUUAUGUAGCUGCCACAAAAUAAAGGUUUUUAAGGUUUUUUAAAUGUAUUUAUGUUCAUUUGCGGGCUUAACUGGUUGUUGGUCAUUUGUAUUUGUUUUUUUAUUAUUAUUAUUGUCAUCUCCCAGUAGGUGUGGCUAAGGUUCCUCCUGAUGAAUUUGGUGCCGGGAAUUUGGUUUUACUUUGGUUAACAUUGCAAGGGAGAGGUUGUGCAGUUCCUAGACAUAUUUUGUUUAUUCUGCGUUAUUUCAUUUUCCUGGACUUAUUUGUUCUCUGUUUGUGGCUGUUUGUGGUUGUGUUUCCUGCGUCCAUCUCCUGUUGAAUGUAAUCCCACGUGGGUGCUCAGGGCAUUGCUGUAAGAGAUCUGAAUGAUCUGUCCCUUCUACUGAAUAAACAAUGAAGUGGA
Molecule: messenger RNA, 4080 nt
Organism: Sardina pilchardus (European sardine)
Lineage: Eukaryota; Metazoa; Chordata; Actinopteri; Clupeiformes; Clupeidae
Product: cytidine monophosphate-N-acetylneuraminic acid hydroxylase-like
Exons: 16
Coding region: 101-2038 (645 amino acids)
Biological process (GO): CMP-N-acetylneuraminate metabolic process
Cellular component (GO): cytoplasm
Molecular function (GO): CMP-N-acetylneuraminate monooxygenase activity; 2 iron, 2 sulfur cluster binding
Source: RefSeq, a predicted model, not a curated record